Meriones unguiculatus (Mongolian gerbil) is the source of this 1411-nucleotide messenger RNA. RefSeq names its product melatonin receptor 1A (gene Mtnr1a). NCBI's taxonomy places the organism in Eukaryota, Metazoa, Chordata, Mammalia, Rodentia, Muridae. Gene Ontology annotation, molecular function: melatonin receptor activity. Gene Ontology annotation, cellular component: membrane. The transcript has 2 exons. Bases 103 to 1164 code for a protein of 353 amino acids. Gene Ontology annotation, biological process: G protein-coupled receptor signaling pathway. The record is from RefSeq and is a predicted model, not a curated record.
AUAAAAAGUGGGGGAGAGGGCAGGAGCAGAGCUGGGCACUCGAGGGUGCGAGGCGACAGGACGAUGGCCGUGGCUGUGCGCCGGUGAGGCAUCCGGGGGACCAUGAAGGCCAAUGGCAGCGCGCUGCUCAAUGCCUCUCAGCCCGCGCCAGGGAGCGGGGAGGGAGAACGACCGCGGCCGUCGUGGCUGGCCUCUACACUGGCCUUCAUCCUCAUCUUCACCAUUGUGGUGGACAUCCUGGGCAACCUGCUGGUCAUCCUGUCUGUGUACCGCAACAAGAAGCUCAGGAACUCAGGGAACAUAUUUGUGGUGAGUUUAGCGGUUGCAGACCUCGUGGUGGCUAUCUACCCAUACCCCUUGGUGCUGACAUCUAUAUUUAACAAUGGAUGGAAUCUGGGAUACCUGCACUGUCAAAUCAGUGGGUUUCUAAUGGGUUUGAGUGUCAUCGGCUCAAUAUUCAACAUCACCGGCAUCGCCAUUAACCGCUACUGCUACAUCUGUCACAGUCUCAAGUAUGACAAACUAUACACCAACAAGAAUUCCCUCUGCUAUGUGUUCCUGAUAUGGAUGUUGACUCUUGUAGCCAUCAUGCCCAACCUGCAGACUGGAACUCUCCAGUACGAUCCCCGGAUCUACUCCUGUACCUUCACCCAGUCCGUCAGCUCGGCGUACACGAUAGCAGUGGUGGUUUUCCACUUCAUAGUGCCUAUGAUUAUCGUCAUCUUCUGCUACUUGAGAAUAUGGAUCCUGGUUCUUCAGGUCAGACAGAGGGUGAAACCCGACAGCAAGCCCAAACUGAAGCCCCAGGACUUCAGGAACUUUGUCACCAUGUUUGUAGUUUUUGUACUCUUUGCCAUUUGCUGGGCGCCACUCAACUUCAUAGGUCUCAUUGUGGCUUCAGACCCUGUCACCAUGGUCCCCAGGAUCCCAGAGUGGCUGUUUGUGGCCAGUUACUACUUGGCAUAUUUCAACAGCUGCCUCAAUGCGAUUAUAUAUGGACUACUGAACCAAAAUUUCAGAAAGGAAUAUAAAAGAAUUAUCAUCUCCUUGUGCACAGCCAAGAUGUUUUUUGUGGACAACUCAAACGUUGCAGCAAAUAAGAUUAAAUGCAAGCCCUCUCCACUCAUAACCAAUAAUAAUUUAAUAAAGGUGGACUCUGUUUAAAAAGCCAGUGCGCUAGUAGGCUACCGACAGCGGUUGGGGUGCUGGGGAGGGGGAGUAUCUUACUGCUUUCUGUGCUUGCUUUCUCUUGUCUAGAAAUCAGUCUAGCGCAACUUGAAGCUCUUUAGGGUUGCAUCUGUAGUGCUGGAGCGGACUUGCUGUCUGCUCUAUAACCAUACCUCUAGUUCGGCUUAUCGGAGGGAAUACUGACCAUGUAACAGCCAUAUGUCAAGUGAACAAUGUGUGUCAG